Schistosoma rodhaini is the source of this 2856-nucleotide messenger RNA. The record is from the annotation of a GenBank genome assembly. Lineage: Eukaryota; Metazoa; Platyhelminthes; Trematoda; Strigeidida; Schistosomatidae.
GUAAAUUCACUCGUUGUCAUAAGCGAUCUGUUCAGAGGGUGUUCGUAAAACUUGUCACCAGAGUAAAAAUGUUCAGGAAUACAUUUCAAAGUGGAUUUCUUUCAAUACUUUAUAGUGUUGGCAGUAAACCCCUUCAGAUAUGGGACAAAAGCGUAGUUUCAAAAUUUUUAACUCAUGAAGGAAUAAUAGGUAAUGAAUGGACACAUAAAAAGAAUAACAGACAAUGAUAUACAAUCACUUGUGUUAGAGCUGAUGGGAACUAACGUUAGUACCACAUUUAUCACUUGUCCAGCUGAACCCAAGCGAAGCCUAGGCAUAAAGCUACCAUUCCUUGUGAUGAUUAUUAAGAAUCUAAAGAAGUAUUUUACUUUUGAAGUCUUGAUUUUAGAUGAUAAGAAGAUUAGACGGAGAUUUCGAGCUAGCAAUUAUCAGAGUACUACUCGUGUAAAACCUUUUAUUUGUACCAUGCCCAUGCGCUUAGAUGAAGGAUGGAACCAAAUUCAGUUUAAUCUUUGUGACUUCACAAGACGUGCCUACGGAACUAAUUACGUCGAAACGCUGAGAGUACAAGUGAGUAUUUUAUCAACAGUGUUAUUAGUUAGUACAUGAAAGCGAUUAGUGAAGCUAUUGUUUCCAGACAUGCAGAUUCGGAUUCAUAGUCUUCAACGUCAAAAAAUAUGAGCUUAGAUGUAGCCUAAGUUAUGAGCCAUGAAUCUUUGAUGAUAUUAUCGCUUUUAAAAUUCUAUCUUAGUAUUAAUUUUGCCACAAAGACCUUUUUAUGUUAUUUUACGACGAUUGAUAAUUAAUUAAAGAAAGCUUGAUACAGUUUUAUAUGAUCAAGUUACACAAUAGCUUAAAAAUGCAGCUGGAUAUUAAAAAUCCAGUUGGGCUACAUAUUGGUGGUAUAGGUUAAUCUCAAUGUUGUUUAUGAAAAUUCAAACCAUCAGGUCAUUUAAAUCUCAUUAGACAGUUACAUGGGAGCCUAAUUAUUACCUCGAUAACUGUUUCACAUCUAAAUUUGUGUAAUCCGUUACAGAUCUUGAUAAAUGUUACUCUACUCUAGAUUAUCUGGAUACUGAAAAAUUUGUUGGUGAAUUUUCAUUCAUAAAAAAUAUUCAGAGGACCGAUUAUUCUAAAAUCCUUGUAAAAGUAGUCUUGGUUGCAAAUAUUAUUGAUUUUUGCAUAUGCCUCUGAAAACUGACAAUAUUAUGAUAAGCUAACCUAAAGGCUUGAUGAAUUCCUUCAGACAAAAUAGACGAUUCAUGUGUAACAAACGUUUGUUCAUCCUCAAAUUUAACACUGUAUCAAAAGCAUUUAGAUAGUAGCUUGUAUUUUCUUUUGACAACUAAUAAUGUGUUUACGAAGGCAAGUGAACAAUCAUGGUUCAAAGCAGAAGUUUAGACUUAAAAACCAGCCAGCCUACUUUGUUGUGUACCAAGACUAUAUUUAGUGACUGAGUCUGAGCUCAAAGUUCAAAAUGUUUACUCAAAAUCCUUAAAUUCUCUUCGAAACACAUUUUUUAUAGAAGUAUAUUUGAUCAAAAUAAAAAUAAGCUUUAACUAACUAGGAUUACCAUGAUAAUUUCUGCAAAAAACAAAUGAUUAACAUCAUCCAGAAAUGUUAAGCAUCACAUCACGAGAAAUUGUACGAAUAAUAUCGGUUAUUCAAACUCAUCAUUUGUAAAUGAGAUGCGUUAAUGGCUGAAGAAAAUUUAUGACAGAUCAAUGCUUAACAAUCUGAAAAGGUUGUCAAUUCCUCGUUGUUACAUAAAUCUUCAAAGUAUAAAUCAUCCAGGUCAUGAGGUCUAUUGAUGGAUGGGGGGUUCUGGUUGCACACUGCUGAAGAGCCUAACAAUAGGGAAAAACGUUUAUACAAUCUUUCCUAGUUUACAGUGGCAGCCUAGAUAAGAAGGAUUCGUGAUGUAAACUAGGUAAAUCCUACAGUCUCCACAUAUCAAUCUAUACAAAUGAUAUAUAAUCGUUGUUAAGUGCCAAUAUAACAUCCCAAAAUAAUGUAUUAGCAUUUAAAAGUUUGCUCAUUUUAUCCCUAAUACUAUGCAUUUUGCAGUGUAGGAUGACUUUAGUUUCAUAUUUUGACGCGAAAGGAAAGGUCACCUGCAGCUAUUAUAAUUAUUGUCUUUAGCCACUUACAAUCCCCAGUAACUUAUCUAAAAAUUCUCCCGAGCUUCAUCAAGUGACCUGACAAACGGGAAGUUUAUCAUUUAGCUAAAGAGACUCAGUAAACUCAGUUUGAGGUAAUGCUCCUAUUUAAUUAGGUCUACACAAAACCCAAUAUGAACCUACGCUAAUAGAUAAGAGUUAUUUUUUGAUUAAGUUAUUUUUGCUAACUAGUCAAGCUAAUCUAUUUAAAAUUUACUUUGUAAAAAAAUAAUGACGUAUACCACAGUUUUGCUCGGGUCAGCACAAGCGUACCGCUAACACUUAUGUAUUAUGCUUCAUAUCAUAAUCAACAGGUUCAGUACACAUCAGUUGGUAGCUGAUGACGUUUAAGUACAGUUAUAUUACUUUUGCCGUCCUCUUAUGCCGGUUUAUUCCUGGAUAUAGAAAGAAGGCAGAUUCUUUCAACAAGUAUCUUUGUAUUAUGAAGUUCAAAAUAAUUCAUGCCAACUGUCGCAUACGCAGAGUUUACUUUUGUGAUCGUUUGUAUUCAGAAAGCGAACUACCCCCAGAAUUCAAAUUGUAUCUUCCAGUUCAACAAAAAGUAGCUGCUUCCUGAUCUUGCAAGAAGGCACUUACGAAUAUAUGCAAAACAUUUAAAAAACAACACAAUAGGAUGCUUAUUCAAUGACUGUGAGAAAUUCAAUUGUAAAAUGAAUUAAGUAAAUAAUAACUCAGA